Molecule: messenger RNA, 1597 nt
Organism: Cinara cedri
Lineage: Eukaryota; Metazoa; Arthropoda; Insecta; Hemiptera; Aphididae
Source: the annotation of a GenBank genome assembly
AUGGAACUUAUAGAUGUUUCUGGGUAUGUGGCCGAAGAAAAAAUGGCCAUUGCAAAACAAUACUUAAUUCCUCAAGGGCUUAAAUCUACAGGCCUGAAAAAUGAACAAGUAAAAUAAAAAUACUCAUAAUAUAAUUAAUUUUAUUAUUUAAAUAAUAUGUAUUUGUAGAUUGAAAUUGCCGAUGAAAGUCUUUCGACACUUAUUAAAUCUUAUUGUCGAGAAAGUGGUGUACGUAACUUACAAAAACAUGUUGAAAAGGUACUUAUACUAUAUUAUUGUAGUAAACUUAUUUUUAUUUUUUUAAAAAAAAAAGUUUAUUUUUUAUUUUUUUGUUAUUUGUAUAGAUGUUACGAAAGGUUGCAUUAAAAUUAGUUAAAGGUGAAUCAGAAAAAGUAAUUAUCACCAGUGAUAAAUUAUAUGAUUUUGUUGGUAAUCCAAUAUUUACCAAGAAUCGAAUGUAUGAAGAGCCAAUACCUGGAGUCGUUAUGGGACUGGCUUGGACUGCUAUGGGUUAGGAUAGAUUUUACUGUUUUAUUUCAUAAUAAUGAACAUUUAUCCAUUCAGGUGGUGCCUUGAUGUAUAUUGAAACUGAGUGGACAAAAAAUCCAGCAACUAUAACUGACAAGGAUAAAGCUGUUGGAAACAUCAUAUUAACUGGUCGUUUGGGCGAUACUAUGCAAGAAUCUGCUAAAACUGCAUAUACUGUAGCUAGAAAAUAUUUAAGUGAAUUGGAUCCACAAAACGUAUCAUUAUUAACUGGAAAUUUGCAUUUACAUGUUCCUGAGGUAAAUUUGUUAAGUAUAAUAUAUUAUUAAUUAAUUAAUUAAUAAUCAAGUUAUUAAAAAAAAUUAAAAUAUUUGUUGUCAGUAGUUAAUUAAUAUUUAAUACUUGUUAGGUACAUACCUAACAAGUAUUAAAUAUUAAUGUCUUGAAUUUUAUAAUUGAACUUUUAAAUGUAUUUAAAUGAUUUAGUUUUUAUAAAUGCUAAUGCAAUUCAUUUACAUAAUUGUAUAGCUUUAUAUCUCCAUUUUAUUUAUUAUGAUAUACACCCAGUUGCAAAUAUAAUAUUUUUUUACACAAUUACGGUUAAGUGUUAUGACUAUAGUCUAUGAAUCUUAUAUUAGGCCAUAGAACUUAUAGGUAUACCAUAGAAUUAUAUUUAAGGCAUAGUGUAAGCCUAACCUAAACUACAACUAAAAUAUUUAAUUACUUUUGUAGGGUGCUACACCAAAAGAUGGACCGAGUGCUGGUUGUACAAUAGUAACCGCUCUACUAUCAUUAGCAUUAAAUAUUCCUAUACGCAACAAUGUUGCUAUGACCGGAGAAAUUUCUCUCAAAGGAAAAGUAAUGCCAGUAGGUGGAAUUAAAGAAAAAACAAUAGCUGUGAGUACAUUGUAUGAUUUUGACACUUGAGACUUAUUUUUAAGAAUUUUUAAAACAUUUUUAGGCUAAAAGAGAAAACGUUACCUGUUUGAUACUACCUGAAGAAAAUAGAAAAGAUUUUAACGAACUUCCAAAAUUUAUUACUGAUGGACUCGAAGUACAUUUUGCUUCAUAUUAUAAAGAUAUUUUUAAAAUAGUCUUUGAAAAUAAAUAA